Molecule: messenger RNA, 2028 nt
Organism: Lemur catta (Ring-tailed lemur)
Lineage: Eukaryota; Metazoa; Chordata; Mammalia; Primates; Lemuridae
Gene: TLE6
Product: TLE family member 6, subcortical maternal complex member
Exons: 17
Coding region: 112-1851 (579 amino acids)
Biological process (GO): regulation of DNA-templated transcription; negative regulation of canonical Wnt signaling pathway
Cellular component (GO): nucleus; transcription regulator complex
Molecular function (GO): protein binding; transcription corepressor activity
Source: RefSeq, a predicted model, not a curated record
GGGAGGAGGAAGUCUUUCCUCCUGGCCUCAAGUUGGCUGACCUGUCUGCAGUUUCCUCCUCCAUCCUGGGGGAGGGUCUCUGGCUAAAGUCCUGGGGGCUUCUGCCUGAAGAUGAUCUCUAUGGGCCAGACCAGCCCCACGGCUACUCUCGAAGGAACUUCGCCUCAUCGUGGGAUUCCUACCUCCAAGAGCUCCCCAGCCCCGAGUUCCCAGGGCCUCCUAAACCAGAUGGAACAGUUCUCCAGGUGUCCCCCACAUUUGGCUGCAAAGUUGGAGAGCAUUUGUUACUCGCUGCAGAGGGUGCAGGAGGAUCUUGAAGGCCACCACAAGCAGAUAGGAAACAUCUUACAGAUGGUGGAGAGCUGCGGCGAGCACCAGGAGUUCCCAUCCACGGGGGUGGCCCAGAUCCCACCUGCUGAGCCCACCCCCCCUGACACUCCCCCGCACCUGGAGGCCAAGACCCCGCAGGAGUGGAACUUCAGAGAGGUCCUGGCCACGAGGUCAUCCGACUGGCUCUGGUGGCCCUUUGGAGCAGGAGCCCAGCAGGAGACUCGGCUGUCCUGGGACCAUCAACCCCGGUUUUGGCAAGAUAUUCUGACCGAGCGACUCUGGCAGAUUUUUGCCGGUGUCCACAAUGAGACCAAAGACCUGGGACACUACAUGACAGAGCAGGCGCCAGGGCUGGGGCAGGAAAGCGAGGCCCUGGGUUCAUGUGAGUCGGAAGCGCAGCCAGGUACAGAAGACGCCUGGAGUCACCACGCUCCUGGCCUGCCCAAGACCUCCACUAGGCCCCCUGAGGGCUCCCCAGAGGAGAGCAGAAGCUGGGGUGUGGCCCAGGAGCCUGCUGGGAGACCCUGUUCUUUUCUGAAGCCCAUAUGCUGGGAUCCAGAGGACUUUGAGGACACGUGGAAGAGGCCAGACACCUUGCCCGGGCAAUCCAGGCGGCUGGCUGUGCCGUACAAGCUGGAGACGCUGCGGACGCUGGAACACGGGGCGUCCGUGCUCGCUGUGGCUGUCAGCGGCUUCACGCGGCACGUGUUUACCUGCGGCAGGGGCGGCGUCAAGGUGUGGAGCCUGACCGGCCGGGUGGCCGAGGACAGGUUCCCCGAGACCCACCUGCCCGUACAGACCCCAGGGGCCUACCUGCGCACCUGCCUGCUCUCGUCCAACAGCAGGACGCUGCUCACGGGCGGCUACAACCUGGCCGGCGUGAGCGUGUGGGACCUGGCGGCGCCCUCCCUGCACGUGAAAGAUGAGCUGCCCUGUGGGGGUCUCACCUGCCAGGCCCUGGCUGCCGACCCCGAUGACAACCUGGCCUUCAGCGGCUUCAGCAGUGGCACAGUCAGGAUCUGGGACCUGCGGGAUCACAGCGUGGUCAGGGACUUGACGGGCUACCCGAACGGUGCCAAGAGCAUCGUGGUCAAAGACCACAACAUCUGGACGGGGGGGCUGGACGGCUUUCUGCGGUGCUGGGACCAGCGGAUGGUCAAGAAGCCCUUGGAGUACAGAUUCGAGUCUCAGAUAAUGAGCCUGUCCCACAGCCCCCAGGAAGACUGGGUGCUCCUGGGCAUGGCCAACGGGCAGCAGUGGCUGCAGGAUACCCACGGGGGCCAGACACACAUGGUGGGGUCCAGUGGUGGCACCAUCUUGGGCCUCAAGUUUUCCCCUUUUGGCCAGUGGUGGGUGAGCGUCGGCAUGGACGACGUCAGCAUCCACAGCAUGCCCGUGGGCACGAUGGUGUUCCAGGUACCCGAGACCUCCUCCGUCAUGUGUUGCGACGUGUCUUCCAACAACCGACUGGUCGUCACGGGCUCCGGGGACCAUGCCUCGGUGUACCAGAUCACCUACUGAGGGGCCUCCCGCUGCCAUCCGGCCCCGGCUCCUUUCUGUCUGUCUGUUUUUUCCCCCCUGAUGGAGGGUAGUGGUGGAGGGGGGGACAGGAAGGGUCUUCCACGGCAUUGUGAGAUUGAAUCGGUGGUUUGUGAACUCGGGUCUUUGUCACGGGUAAUAAAGCAACGAGGAAAAGCA